ACAAGCGAGUCGAGUGCAUGCUCCGACGAUGACGACUGUACCGCAAACGGCACAGCACCUGACCACUGCUCAGCACAAACUAAGAGAAGAAUAAUUUGGAAGAAGGGCAAUCUAAUGAGAGAUCCACAGACAGUUCAGUUUACUGGACAAAGUGAACUUACAAAGGAUAUUUCAGAGCUAUCGACACCACUCCAAUACUUCAAGUAUCUCUUCCCCAGCUCACUGAUUUCGCUAAUUGCAGAUCAAAGUAACUUGUAUGCGUUACAGAAAGACGUGAGUCAGCCUCUUUGUACAACCGCAGAAGAGAUCGAAACUUUUAUUGGAACUUGCAUGUGGAUGUCCAUAAUUCAAAUGAGGAACACGAGGUGGUACUGGAGUGCAGCGACCAGGGCAAGCCAAGUGGCUGACAACUUUCCUGUGGCUCGCUUCGAAAAACUGAAGCAUAACAUCCACUUCAUUGACAAUAGUACUCUCGGCCCAAAGGACGAUCCAGCAAGAGAUCGGCUUGCGAAGGUACGACCUCUGAUAGACGCCAUCAAUGAGCGGUUGUCGCUGGUACCUCUAGAAGAGCACUUGUCUAUAGAUGAACAGAUCAUACCUUUCAAAGGUAGAAGCUCCCUGAAACAAUACUGUCCCAUGAAGCCGAAGAAAUGGGGUUACAAAGCUUUCGUACUCUCAGGUGUAAGCGGCUUCUCCUACAAGUUAGAGGUGUAUACUGUAAAACAGAACUCAGCGGCAAGACUUCCAGGAGAGCCUGACUGUGGAGCAAGUGGAAAUAUUGUUGUUCGGUUGUGUAGGAUGAUUCCGAGAGGAGUACACCACAAAGUGUACUUCGACAACUAUUUCAACUGCCCAAGUUUGCAAGUGUACUUAGCACGAGAUGCUGUACACUGCAUUGGUACGGUGCGGAUCAACCGGGUCCCCGGAGUGAACAUGCCUUCUGAGCAGGAAAUGAAGAAAAAAGGAAGAGGACAUUUUGAGGAGAGAGUUGCGGUUGUAGAUGGCAUUGAACUGUCAUGUACAAGGUGGCAAGAUAACAGAGCUGUGACCUUGCUUUCCUCCUUUGUUGGAACACAGCCUGUUGGAAAUGCAUCAAGAUAUGAUCGACAAAAAAAGGAGCGGAGUGAAAUACCAUGCCCUUCGGUCAUCACAGUCUACAACAAGCACAUGGGAGGCGUCGAUCUAUUGGACUCCCUCAUCUCCCUGUAUCGUGCCUGCCUGAGGUCAAAGCGAUAUUACUUUCGUGUUUUUCUCCAUGUUCUUGACUUGACAGCCGUCAAUGCUUGGUUGCUGUACAAGAGGAAUGCCGUGACCGACCCUGAUGAGCACACAGGAAAGCUCCUUCCCUUGGCAGAAUUCAAGAUGGACCUCGCUACGUCACUAUGCAAGGCUGGCAAGAAGCAGCUCAAAAAGCGAGGAAGACCUAGCAAUGGGUCUGUGGAACAGGGCAUCGAAAUGAAGAAAAAAAGGGGACCGUCAGCACUUACUCCUACUCAGGAUGUCAGGCUAGAUGAGGUUGGUCACUCGGUUUUUUGGAGCCAGAAGCGGCAGCGCUGCAAGUUUCCUGGCUGCACGGGAAUCUGCAUGACGUACUGCUCGAAGUGUGGGAACCACCUUUGCUGCACAAGCAAGAACAAUUGCUUCUUUUUGUUCCACACUAAAACAUGA
Molecule: messenger RNA, 1668 nt
Organism: Dermacentor silvarum
Lineage: Eukaryota; Metazoa; Arthropoda; Arachnida; Ixodida; Ixodidae
Product: piggyBac transposable element-derived protein 3-like
Exons: 2
Coding region: 115-1668 (517 amino acids)
Source: RefSeq, a predicted model, not a curated record